Panthera uncia (snow leopard) is the source of this 1238-nucleotide messenger RNA. RefSeq names its product translation initiation factor IF-2-like. NCBI's taxonomy places the organism in Eukaryota, Metazoa, Chordata, Mammalia, Carnivora, Felidae. The coding region runs from base 1 to 945 and encodes 314 amino acids. The record is from RefSeq and is a predicted model, not a curated record. The transcript is spliced from 3 exons.
AUGACAGCUUCGACCAAUCUGUCUGAAGGAAAGGGAACAUUCAGAAAGGACAUGGAUAUUUUUGGUUCUGUAAAGGCGUAUUUGAGAAGCAGUAGUUAUUUGGAACUUACUGGAACACUUACAAAAGUCCUUAAGGAGUUGCUGAUUGUGCCGGACAUUGCUUGCAAAGCAGUUUUUGUGGUUCGCCUCCCUCCGGGUUUUCUCAUUCUUUUGUGGGAUGUUCAUGCAGCUAGCUUGGCCAUUUACUUCCUAAAGUUUUCACUUCCCAAACCCCUCUCUCCAGCUCCCGGAGGGUGGCACCUCUUCCCGCCCCGAGACUUCGGGACUGGCUCCAGGCGUGGGGAGGGGGCGGGGGACUUUGUUCCCUCCACACGACCUUGCCCUGGGAAUUUCCUGUGGCCGUUUCUCACGGACAAGCCUACUUCUUCCGCUGGACGCGCAGACACCCACCGCCACGGGCCCCGGCCAAGCCCGAGGCCCGAGCGCGGAACGCAGCGCCCUGCCGCCCACCGCGCCCCCGCGGGAGGCCGCCCGCGCUCCCCUCGCUCCCCCUCCUCAGGUCCCGCCGCCGAGAGCCCGGAUGUUGGAUUCAAUCCCUACUCCCGGUCCUUCAUUUCCAUAAAAGGGCAGCGGCACGGCGGGGCUGAGAUUGCUGCGCCGCGGGCGCCCCCCGCCUCCCCCGCUCGGCUCCCCCCACCACCGCGCGCGCCGCCCCGCCCUCACCCCGCCCCAGCCCGGGAGUCCGCGCGGCCCCUAGCCCGCGGCGCGGCCGCGGGGGACAGUGGGGGAGGGGGCGAGGCGGUCCGGCCCGCUCGCGACUGCUCGUCCGGGCGGAGGAGGAGGGAGCAGGCGCGCCCAGCCCGAGCCGUCCGACUGAGGGGGCGGGGAGAGAGGGGUGGAGCGCUGGGAGGGAGGCUAGGGGCCGCGACGACGGGACUCCAUUAGUCGCUCCAGCCGGGAGGCAGCGCUUCGCCGGCUGAGGAGGGGGUCCGGGCGCCGCCGCCCCCUCGAGCCGCCGCCCCCCGCGCCUGUUGCCGCGCGAGCCCCGGGCCGGGAGCGCGAGGAGCGCGCGGAAGGAGCCAUGGCUCUGGACGGGAUAAGGAUGCCAGAUGGCUGCUACGCCGAUGGGACGUGGGAACUGAGCGUCCAUGUGACGGACCUGAACCGCGAUGUCACCCUAAGAGUGACCGGGGAAGUGCACAUUGGAGGGGUGAUGCUCAAGUUGGUGGAAAAACUCG